Molecule: messenger RNA, 1670 nt
Organism: Pieris brassicae (large cabbage white)
Lineage: Eukaryota; Metazoa; Arthropoda; Insecta; Lepidoptera; Pieridae
Gene: Drep4
Product: DNA fragmentation factor subunit beta
Exons: 4
Coding region: 103-1188 (361 amino acids)
Biological process (GO): apoptotic process; apoptotic DNA fragmentation
Cellular component (GO): cytoplasm; nucleus
Molecular function (GO): DNA endonuclease activity
Source: RefSeq, a predicted model, not a curated record
UGUAUUGUGAUUUGUGAUAGUCUAAUAUUCUUUGCGCGUUAAUUUCAAUUAUUAAUACUUGAUAAAAGGAUUUCGACUAUUUGCGUGUUAAUUAUCUUUACAAUGAAAAGAGGAUAUAAGGUGACCGAUGUAAAAAGAGAAAAAAAAAUUGGUAUCGCUGCUGAAAAUUUACAAGAAUUAAUUGAGAAAUCAUGCAGAAAGUUGGGGUUCAAUGCCAGUUGCGCAGAAUGCCGUUUAUAUGUAGCAGAAGACGGGACGCUCGUAGAUGACGACGACUACUUGAAAACUUUACCACCACAGACACUUUUUAUUCUAUUGCUGAAAAAAGAGACAAUGGUAAAUGACUUUGAUUUCUUCUACAAUAUGAUUAGAUCUUCUAAGAAAGAUUUUAUUGAUACUGGCCUUGCAGCUAAAGAGUUUCUUGAUACCAAUUUGCGAGAGAAGUUUUUGGUACUGCAGAGAUAUAUUGAAGCUGCUGAUGAUAAUAAAACCAUGUUAAGUGAGAGAAAUCAGGAUCCACAUUGGUUUGAAGGUCUUGAACCAUCAGAGAAAACUAAGGAGCAAUCUAUGUCUAAAAGGGUUAAAGAAAGAAUGAGAGGAUAUUACUACAAGACAAAAACUGCAUUACAAUCUUCAGAAUUAUAUGUUCAUUCAAAAAACGGCCAUGGUAAGGGUCUUGUUGAUAAUUUUCUUUUAGAAUUACGGAAAUUAUUGGAAAGUAAUAAAUAUAAUGAAGGUUAUUUCAAUAGAAAGUGUGAAAAUAAUUUAAGAUUAUGUAACAAGACCGGCCUCUUUUUAUGUGGUGGACUCUGGAAUAAUAGUAAGUGCAAAUAUGAAAAUGAACAUAUCAUAAACCCUUAUAGAAGUCGUGAAGAACGUAUAAUUUUUCAGACAUGGAACUUGGAUCACAGAAUUGAGCUAUCUAGAUCUAUUAUACCAGCAAUUAUUCAAGCAUUGAAUAACAUUUAUUAUGGCAAUAUUAAUUGCAUAGGCUGUAAACAAAAUAUUAACUGUGGUGACAUAAAUACAGAGCGGUAUUAUCUGCAGAUAUUUACACAUGAAAAUUUAAAACUAGUGCAUAUUGUAUGCCACUAUAAAGGUAAACAUGAUGCUCCAUCAAAUAUAUACACACUGUGCCAGGAGUGUCUUGAUCAGAAAAGUAUUAAAAAAUCAAUUCAGUCUAAAUAAUAUGCUAAAAAAUGUAAUAUUUAUAUCAACAUUAAUGAGUUAGAAUUUUUCUCUAGUACUACUCAUUGAAACUUUCUAUAGGGUUGACAUGUUUGCCUAUUCAAUUGUGUUCAUGUUUGAAAAUAACAUUUCAAAUUUCUCAAUAAUUCAGUAUUUAAAAACCAUAGUGGUUUCUAUUUUUAAACAAUUCGUUAUUUAAAAAUAUGACUGGUUUAUGAAAGCCAAGGUUAUAGUUAGCAUCUGUUUCAGAAAAGAACCAAAAAUAAGUAUCCCAAAUUAGAAUUAGAGUUCUUAUUAUCAAAAAACUGUGCUGUAAUCUGAAUAGAGGUUUAAUAUGCCAAUGGUCUAUAAAACAAAGCUUUAUUUUUCUUUUAUACAUUUUCUGUAGUUUAAUAUCCACAUAUUAGAUACAAUACUGCCAUUAUAUUUUAGUCAGUAAAAAAGGGAAAAAAAUAUUAAUAUAUUGAUUCAAAUCAUCUAUA